This is a messenger RNA of Aspergillus candidus, 1532 nucleotides long. Its product is annotated as branched-chain amino acid aminotransferase, cytosolic. The record is from RefSeq and is a predicted model, not a curated record. Gene Ontology annotation, biological process: L-valine biosynthetic process; L-leucine biosynthetic process. NCBI's taxonomy places the organism in Eukaryota, Fungi, Ascomycota, Eurotiomycetes, Eurotiales, Aspergillaceae. Gene Ontology annotation, cellular component: mitochondrion. The transcript is spliced from 3 exons. Gene Ontology annotation, molecular function: branched-chain-amino-acid:2-oxoglutarate transaminase activity. The coding region runs from base 238 to 1434 and encodes 398 amino acids.
CGGCAUUAUUGGGUCCCAGUACUCCAUAUAUAACCGCGUUGUUCUCCUUGUAAUUUGUCUUUGGUCCUUUUUUUUCUUCUGUAAUUUGUUUCUCUGUCGGUAGACUUUUGUGACUCAUAAGACUCAGCGGCAUCGGAGCCAAUUGACCGGAGCUACUUAUACGGAAAUAUCCCAGUUGCACGCCGCAUCGGUCGAUUUUAUUCAAUCCCAACACACCAAAAAAAAAUACACAUCAAAAUGGGCUCCGUCGCGCCGUCUCUCGCCGAGCUGGAUGGCUCCAACAUCAAUGUCACCCGGUCGACCAAUCUCCGCGAGAUUCCUCAGCCCGGCUCGCCCGAGGAAUCAAGCCACUCGUACUGUACGGACCACAUGGUCACUGCGCGGUGGACCGCCGAGAAGGGCUGGGAGACCCCCGAGGUCAAGCCGUAUCAGAACCUGAGCAUCCCGCCGACGGCGUCGUGCCUGCACUAUGCCACCGAGUGCUUCGAGGGCAUGAAGGCCUACCGCGGCUAUGACGGCAAGCUGCGCCUGUUCCGCCCCGACUGCAAUGGAGAGAGACUGGUCAUGAGCUCCAAGAGGACAUCCCUGCCCGGUUUUGCGUAUGGGGAGCUGAAGCGCCUCAUUGGCAAGAUGCUGCAGAUUGAUGGACCCCGAUGGCUCCCCAAGAACCAGCCCGGUCGAUUCCUCUACAUCCGCCCUACUAUGAUCGGCAGCGGCACCCAGAUGGGCAUCCAGACGCCCAAGGAGGCCCUCCUCUUCAUCGUCGCCGUGCCCUGGCCCGACCCGUCCCAGAAGCCCGUGGCCCCCAACGCCAAGCCCGGCCUGAAGCUGCUGGCCUCGCAGCCGGAUGCGAUCCGCGCCUGGCCCGGCGGAUUCGGGUACGCCAAGCUGGGCGCCAACUACGGGCCCUCGCUCGAGGCCCACGGCAAGGCUCAGGCUCUGGGCUUCGACCAGGUGUUGUGGCUGUUUGGUGAGAAGCGCCUGGUCACCGAGGCCGGCGCCAGCAACUUCCUCAUUGUCUGGAAGAACAAGGAGACCGGCAAGCUGGAGCUGAUCACCGCGCCGUUGGAGGAUCAGCUGAUUCUCGCGGGUAUCACCCGCCGGAGUGUCCUUGAGCUGGCUCGCACUCGGCUGGUGGCGCCUGUUGGUAACCUGGCCCCUAUCGAGGUGGUCGAGCGCAAUUUCACCAUCGGUGAGGUGGAGGAGGCGUGGAAGGAGGGCCGCAUUGUUGAGGCCUUCGUUUGCGGUACUGCUUUCUUCGUGACCCCCGUCAGACUUAUCCGGAAUGGCGAUGUGGAUAUGGACAUGCUGGAAGCCGGUGCUGCUCAGGCUGGAUAUGCUGCCCAGAUCAAGUCGUGGCUCGAGGCUGUCAUGUACGGCAAGGACGGCCAGGAGAACCACAAGUGGGGUUAUGUGAUUGAGGAGGAGUGCUAAAUCUAACGAGGGUGUAAGACGAGUGAUAUUAAUAGAUACCAAGCUGGGUUUAGAGGGAUCUAAUCAGCAAAUAGAUAUAUAACCAAAAUAGAUGGUCA